AUGUAUUCCCUCCGCCGUCUUCCACCCAUCGCCCUCCUCCUCCUCCUCUUCGCCGGCGGCGUGGCAGCGCAACCGAACACGACGACCCAGGAGUACGCACCGACGACACCGCCAUCGCUGAACAACUUCCAGCCGAGCCUGGCAGUGGUAAUCGGAAUCCUAUGCAUAAUGUUCGCCAUCACGUUCGUCCUCCUACUCUACGCCAAGUUCUGCCACCGCGGCUCCUCCGCCGCCGCCGCCGCCGCCGAGAUGCUCCGCCAGCAGGGCCUAACCCGCUCCGCUUCCCGAUUCUCCGGGAUCGACAAGACGGUCAUUGAAUCCCUCCCCUUCUUCCGAUUCUCCUCCCUCCGCGGCGACAGGGACGGCCUCGAGUGCGCCGUCUGCAUAUCCAAAUUCGAGGACGUCGAGAUCCUCCGGCUGCUGCCGCAGUGCAAGCACGCCUUCCACAUCAAUUGCAUCGACCUGUGGCUGGAGAAGCACUCCAGCUGCCCGAUCUGCCGAUCGAGAGUCAACGCCGAGGACCCCUCCGUGUUUGCGUACUCCAAUAGCACGCGGAUGAUGUGGAGCCAGUCGGCGGAGGCAGGGGAGGUGGAGGCAGAGCACCGGGGAAUUUCGGCGGCGGAGGACGAAUUGGGGCUUUUUGUUCAGAGGGAGGAGAGCGGGAGGCGGUCGUCGUCGAGAUUCAGCAUUGGAGGAAGUUUCCGAAAGGCAGGGAGUAAAAGCGGCCGGAAAGAAGACCGGACUCCGAUUCUGGAAGAAACAGGGGACGGCGAAAAUGGCGGGUACCAUAAGUUCAAUCACAGGAUCAUAGUCUCCGAUUUCGCUUUCAAGAAUCGAUGGAGCAGCGUCGGAUCAUCGGACCUGAUGUUUCUCAGCUCCGAGAUGCUUAACGACGCCGCCGCGGAAUCGAGCAGCGGGAAUAAUAAUUACUUGCCGGCCGAUGCUAAUGCUGUCAAUUACUCGAGGGGGAUUGUUGGCUCGCCGGCGGACAGGCGAGCGGUGUCGGAGCUGACGGGGGUUUCGAGAUUCAGGAGCUUGGGUGUGGAUUCCGGUGAGGGGCCGGUGCCGGCGGAGGAGAGGCAGAGGCAGGCGUGGAUUCCGAUCGUGAGGAGAACGGCGGAGUGGUUCGCCAACAGGGAGAAGCGGAAGACGGCGGCGGAGACAUUAGAUGUGUAG
This is a messenger RNA of Linum tenue, 1176 nucleotides long. The record is from the annotation of a GenBank genome assembly. NCBI's taxonomy places the organism in Eukaryota, Viridiplantae, Streptophyta, Magnoliopsida, Malpighiales, Linaceae.